Molecule: messenger RNA, 1575 nt
Organism: Haliotis rufescens (red abalone)
Lineage: Eukaryota; Metazoa; Mollusca; Gastropoda; Lepetellida; Haliotidae
Product: platelet endothelial aggregation receptor 1-like
Exons: 9
Coding region: 88-1392 (434 amino acids)
Molecular function (GO): scavenger receptor activity
Source: RefSeq, a predicted model, not a curated record
GCUGACUCAAUGGGUUCCGUUUCCGUCUUGGCAGUCUCAUGACCAGGCUCUGGUGUUAGCCCGCACGAUUACACUGGAAUACAAAUCAUGCUCUCCUUUCGAGUCGCCUCGUCUCUGCUGUUGGUUGCCUACGUGGCCAGGUGUUGGGGGAAAGAUUGUUACGGAACUGAUUGUAAGCCCUGUGGCCACUGUUUUAGUGGUGCGUGCGACAACAAAACUGGCGAGUGUCUUUCGGGAUGCAAAGCUAACUUCAGCUUGCCACUGUGUCAAGACUGCCAGGAUGGAUGGUGGAAUGAAACCUGUUCAGAAACAUGCGGAGACUGCGAAAACCCGCCAUGUAACAAGUCUAAUGGCGCCUGCGAUUCAUGUAUAUCCGGGAAAAUUCCUCCUCUGUGCAAAGACAAUUGUAAACCUCACUACUACGGGCCAGGAUGCAAACAGCAAUGCGGCAACUGUAGUACAUCGGUACCCUGCGAUCGAGUUACUGGAAAGUGUCCAGGUGGUUGUCUUGAUGGUUUUACUGGUCAGAACUGUAGAACAAGGUGUCCCAAGGGAACUGCUGGACCGAAUUGUGUUCACCUGUGUCGGAACUGCGAGGACAGUGAAUGCGAUGCUUCCGGUAAUUGUACACUAGGGUACAACGCUGGCUAUUCAGGAGAUAAAUGCGAAGAAGUAGGCCACAUGAUGUUCAAAGCGUAUGUGAUAGGGGGCUCGGUCGGAUGUUGUGCACUGAUUUUGCUCAUCGUACCAAUUCUACUUAUCAUCCGUGCGUGUGGGAAAAACAAGAGGAAGAAACACGCGCUGCUGACGAUGCAUCAUGUCCAGAAAAAGUUGUCUGAUCAGGCGCGCUUCACACAAUUUGAACCGGACGGGGACCUCGACACUGCCUCGACCUGUCAUCCCAACCCGGAAGCAGAACACAUACAACCCACUGUCAAGGCCCGGUCAAACACAUGUCCAGAUAUGAACCAAACCGCCCCACCCUACUCAUCAGGGGAUGUAAAGAUGGCCGUCACCAUGGCGAGAAGUUGCCCCGGAUCCAAGUCGCAAACAUCACCAAUUCCCCCAGGGCCACUUCCUGGUGUUAGAGCCCAACAGGACACCACCCCCACACAGAACCCCACCUCCUCACAGAGCCCCACCCCCACACAGAACCCCACCUCCUCACAGGACAGCUGGAUGGUCCGUUGUUCAACCAACAGCAACUAUGUGACCGCCCUCAAUAGCCCGGGCUUCGCGCCCUACAAUAACAUGGCUUUUUCUCACAACAGCUACACUCCUAAUGAUUGCCCACAGAAUGCCGAGAAAGAACCCGAAUAUGCUAAUGCCAGGGAAAUCCUCAGCGUUCGAAACAUGGCGAAAAUAUUUGAAUCGAACGAGGAAAAGCAAUGAAAGAUGCUUGUCUCCAAAGAAACGAACCUGACAUAUUCUGCGGCGUUCACCCAACUCACUCAUUCACCCAAACGGAAACGACGCCUUGAUAGAUACACCCUAGCACAUUCUUAACGUAAUACGUGGAUGUUUUAAAUUUCAAAUAAAAAUGUGUCACUUCAAUACAGGAGGCACUUAAGAUUA